This is a messenger RNA of Caenorhabditis remanei, 3726 nucleotides long. RefSeq lists its product as uncharacterized. The transcript has 9 exons. Gene Ontology annotation, biological process: mRNA splicing, via spliceosome. Lineage: Eukaryota; Metazoa; Nematoda; Chromadorea; Rhabditida; Rhabditidae. Bases 1 to 3726 code for a protein of 1241 amino acids. Gene Ontology annotation, cellular component: catalytic step 2 spliceosome. The record is from RefSeq and is a predicted model, not a curated record. Gene Ontology annotation, molecular function: helicase activity; mRNA binding.
AUGGUGACAAAACGUCACCAAGAUGUGGUGGUGACACGAGGAGCUAUCGAAAACGACACAAUAUCAGCGGUCGCCGCCAAGUACUGGGCUCCAUUCACAAAAGAAACACAUGAGAAGUUCGACGCGAAACUAAUCGACACAAUUUACGAGAAUGAGAUGCUCAAAACACAAUUCAAUCCGAGAAAAAUCAUGAUGCUCGAAUUUUCACAGUAUUUGGAGGGCUAUUUAUGGCCAAAUUAUAAGGCGGCGGACGCGUCGAAAGCUUACAACUUGUCGAUUGUUGUGAUGAUAAAUGAGAAGUUUCGAGAGCGAAAUCUGGAUUCGUGGGCGUGUUUUACGAAGAACGCAACGGAGUUUUCAGCGUUUUUCAAGAGAAUUUUGGAGCUUUCGUUGCAGGAUGAUGGACUGAGCCCAUCGGAACACUGCGCUCUCCUCACAUUCCUCGUCAACGCAUUUGGCUCCGUGGAGACUCCAAUUGUACACAACGAGACAAAGAAGCUAGUCUCCAUCGAAAUCUGGUCAGGACUGCUUGAAAGUCAACGGGAGGACCUCUUCAAAAAGCAGAAGAAACUCCGUAAAAUUUGGGAUAAUGUCGUCAAAAAGAUGAAGCCAGAGACAGCGUUCCAUCGGGAAUAUCUAUGGAAUUUGAUAGAGAAAUUCAAGAAAACUCUGAAAAAUUUCGAUGGUUCGGAAGGAGAAGAGGAGGGAGAGGAUCCGGUUGAUUCUAUCAAGUAUUGCGAGAGAUUCAUUGAAUUAUUGAUUGAUUUGGAGUCGAUUCUUCAGACACGACGAUUCUUUAAUUCAGUACUUCAUUCCUCUCACCUCCUCACAAAUUGCCUUCUUUCUCCGCUCAUUUCCACCGAUGCGGGAUCACUUUUCUUCCAAUUAGUUCAACUUUUGAAGUUCUAUGCUAGAUUUGAAAUCGAUGACUUAUCUGGGAGACAGCUCACCCACAAAGAAGUGUCCGAACAGCACUAUCAGAAUGUCACGAGACUUCAAAAGGCAGCCUUCCGCUUUUUCAAGGAGAACAUGAAAGAGUUCUAUCUGCUGAAUGUUAGUGGAGUGGAUACUCGACGUGCACUUCAGAAGCAGUUUGGAGAUAUGGCACAUGAGGAAGUCUACCGAUUUGCAGAAUAUUUGCAUUUGGUUCCACCGUUUGGAGAAGACUCCGCCCAACAGUCCGAUCUUUUCACCCGAUUCCCGCACAACCAUCUCGUCGAAACCAUUACCCUCCACUGUGAAAGACGCCCGAAUCAGUUGACUCAACUCAACGAGAAGCCGCUCUUCCCAACGGAAAAAGUGAUUUGGGAUGAGAAUGUGGUUCCGUAUGAGAGUUACACAGGCGAGGGUGUGCUGGCAUUGGAUAAACUCAAUCUGCAAUUCUUGACACUUCACGAUUAUUUGUUGAGGAAUUUCAACUUGUUCCAGUUGGAAUCUACUUAUGAAAUCCGUCAGGACCUUGAAGAUGUGCUCUUCCGAAUGAAGCCAUUCCAACAUGAGUCUCGCAACGAAACAGUGUUCGCCGGAUGGGCUAAAAUGGCACUUCCCAUCGAUCACUUCCAAAUAUCGGAAGUCGCGAAACCACUGGUCGGAGAGAAAUCACCGGCUGUCGUCAGAGCGGUGGUCACUGUGAAUGUUGGACGAAGACAGGAUAUUCGACAGGAAUGGGAGAACUUGAGAAGACAUGAUGUCUGCUUUUUGGUGGCUUGUAGAUCCCGCCGUGGAGCUUCCGGACUGAAAUUCGAUGUCCGUCGCCCAUUCGCUGAGCAAAUCGAAGUACUUAGUGUACGUGGAUGUGAUGUGGAAGGAAUGUUGGAUCAAGAUGGACACCUUCUUGAAGAAUACACAAGUUACGAAAAGAAGACCAAGAUUCCAGGAGAUAUGAGAAAGUUCCGACUGCUGUUGGACCCGAAUCAGUAUCGAUUAGAUAUGGAACAAGGGAAUAAAGAUGACAUUUACGACACUUUCAAUCUGUUGGUCCGACGGGAUUCCAAGACGAAUAACUUCAAAGCAGUCCUCCAAACGAUUCGAGAUCUUCUCAAUACAGAAUGUGUGGUCCCUGAUUGGCUAACUGACGUUAUUUUGGGAUACGGAGAACCUGACAGUGCUCAUUACUCGAAGCUUUCCAGCGCUGUCCCAGAACUCGAUUUCAAUGAUACAUUCCUAUCCAUCGAGCACGUGAAGCAAAGUUUCCCUGGAUAUAAAAUCGAGCUCUCGGGAGAGGCCAACGCAAUGGUACCGCCUUUCAAACUUCACUUCCACGAGCUCGACCGUCGACAAGAUGUGGAAACGAAGCCAGCAGACUUGAGAACGAUUACAGUGACGCCGUUGAUUCGAAAGAAAAAUACGCCGUAUUCCUAUGCGGUGAACAAGAAUCAAGUACAGUUCACACCGGCGCAAGUGGAGGCCAUCAAGUCGGGAAUGCAGCCAGGAUUGACGAUGGUUGUGGGACCACCGGGAACUGGUAAAACCGACGUCGCUGUCCAAAUCAUCUCGAACAUCUACCACAACUGGCCAAAUCAGCGUACUCUCAUUGUGACUCACUCCAAUCAGGCUCUCAAUCAACUUUUCGAGAAGAUCAUCGCUCUCGACGUAGAUGAACGACACUUGCUUCGUAUGGGACACGGAGAGGAAUCAUUGGAGACGGAGAAGGACUUUUCAAGAUAUGGACGUGUCAACUACGUGUUGAAGGAGAGAUUGACGCUGCUCAAUAGUGUGGAGAAGCUGGCGAAGGCGCUGAAAGUUGUCGGAGAUGUAGCGUACACUUGUGAGAAUGCUGGAUACUUUUUCAGAUUUUCGGUCUGUCGUGCCUGGGAGGAAUUUCUGGCUCAAGUGACUGCUAAGGGAGCCGCCAAACUUGCCGAUGGAAUAAUUCCAGAGAUAUUCCCGUUUGCCGCAUUCUUCAAGGAUAUUCCCAAUCUUUUCUCGGGAAACAAUUCGGACGAUAUGAAGGUUGCUCACUCGUGCUGGCGUCAUAUUGAGCAAAUUUUCGAGAAGUUGGAUGAAUUCAGAGCGUUUGAGCUGCUGAGAAACGGAAAAGACAGAACUGAGUAUCUGUUGGUAAGGGAUAUGAGUGACAGACAUACAAACAGAAAUCAAACGGAAUUUAUUUGGAAUCAAAUUGAUUUCAAAGAAUAUCAAAAUUUAUGGGAAUUCCGAAUUCGUAUUUGGGUUCGCUGCAUUCUUGGGAGGACCCAUCGCCUUCAACUCUUCCAAUACAUCAGUGAGCUUCUGCACGCCCUUUUCAUCGGAACUUUGAUUCUCUCUGAACCACAACAUAACCUGUGCUUCUGUAAGCCCAAUCUCGUCUCCCAACUUCUUUCGUUCUUCAAAUUCAAUUUGACAUUUGAUUUUGAGGCUGUGCAAUCAUUAGAAGUCCUUGAUAUUGUUGUGAUCCUCCUGAAAUCAGAGGCCGCGCUCCUGGAUCAUCGAUUGAUGUGUCCGGCGAGCAGGACACUAGAAGAGGAGCUUCUUCUCCAAACGUGCUCUCAGUUUCCAAGGAUAGCGAAAGAUGAGUUUCUAAUCGAAAGAAUCCUUGCUUUCAUCGUUCUCCUGGAAGUCGUCCUCCUCGGCUUCAUCGUUCUUCAUGAUAGUCAACUUUCCAGUUUUAUCCAUCAACUCAGUCUCAAGUCUCUCCUUCUCCUUCUCCGCUUUUCUCAACUUGAAUCUCCGAUUCUGGAACCAGAUCUUGAUCUGAUUCGGUGUCAAACCGAUAGCUCUUGCUAA